AUGAGCACUCCUACACGCCUUCAGCACUCCCUACACGCCCUCAGCACCCACUACACGCCCAGCACCCUACACGCCCUCAGCACUCUACACGCCCUCAGCACCCACUCACGCCCUCACACGCCCUCUCCCUACACGCCCUCAGCACCCACUACGCCCUCAGCACUCCCUACACGCCCUCAGCACGCCUCAGCACCCACUCACGCCCUCAGCACCACCACGCACGCCCUCAGCACUCUUCAGCACGCCCUCAGCACUACCCCCUACACGCCCUCAGCACUCCCUACACGCCCUCAGCACCCACGCCCUCAGCACCCUCACACACGCCCUCAGCACCCACUCACACGCCCUCAGCACCCUACACGCCCUCAGCACGCCCUCAGCACGCCUCAGCACCCCUACACGCCCUCAGCACCCCACACGCCCUCAGCACCCACUACACGCCCUCAGCACCACUACACGCCCUCAGCACUCCCACGCCCUCAGCACCCACUACACGCCCUCAGCACUCCCUACACGCCCUCAGCACUCCCUACACGCCCUCAGCACCCUACACGCCCUCAGCACUCCCUACCCUCAGCACCCACUACACGCCCUCAGCACCCACUACACGCCCUCAGCACUCCCUACACGCCCUCAGCACCCACUACACGCCUUCAGCACCCACUACACGCCCUCAGCACCCAACUACACGCCCUCAUCACCAUCACUAUAUAA
Messenger RNA from Homarus americanus (American lobster), 714 nucleotides. Its product is annotated as DNA-directed RNA polymerase II subunit RPB1-like. Bases 1 to 714 code for a protein of 237 amino acids. The transcript has a single exon. NCBI's taxonomy places the organism in Eukaryota, Metazoa, Arthropoda, Malacostraca, Decapoda, Nephropidae. The record is from RefSeq and is a predicted model, not a curated record.